AGUAUUUAAUUUGAGAAUAGCAAAAAGGAAAAUUAAUAAUUUUUUGAAUAAUUAAAAUAAUUAAGAUAUUUGGAAAAUUUAUCUUUGGAAAUGUUUUAUAAUUAAUAGAUUUUAGAUAGCUUAUCUGAUUUUAUUAGAAAUAAUUAAAGUUUGAAAAAUUUAUAACUUGUUAAAAUUGUUUAAUUCAAUUAAUACAAUUUGGAUAUUAAAUAAAUAUGUGAAGCUAUUUAAAAUCACAAAAAUAUUAUCUAAGUUAUUUUUAGUUUUAAGAAUGAACAAAACGAAAUUGUUUAAAAAGAAAAUGAGAGUAUUUGGCAAAAUGAAAAAAUUUAAAAAUUUUAUGCUCCGAUAGCUAAUUGUAUCUAAAAUUGUUAAAAUUCAUUAAAUGUUGUAGAGCUUUAUGAAGAUAAAAUUAAUGAAGAAGGAAUAUCGUUAAUCCUAAAAUAAGUUGAAAAUAAUGAUAAAACAAUGUACUUGAGAUUUAAAUCAUGUUUGAAUAAUUAAGUAAAUUAAUGUUCAGAGGUAUUUUAAUAAUAAUACUAUUAAUGUUGUUUGAAAGGAAAAAUUAUUAAGACUUACUUUUAUAUGCCUAAUUGUAUUUACUCAAUAUAUAAAAGUUGAUUUUA
Messenger RNA from Ichthyophthirius multifiliis, 626 nucleotides. Its product is annotated as telomerase component p95, putative. Lineage: Eukaryota; Ciliophora; Oligohymenophorea; Hymenostomatida. The record is from RefSeq and is a predicted model, not a curated record. The annotation marks the transcript as partial. The transcript has a single exon.